AUGGCUUUGCUACAACGAAACCCAGCAUGCAUCCUCAGCUGCCUAGCUGCAUGCUUCUCUACUACUGCUCUUGCUACCUUCAUCACUCUCUUCGCAGCCUCAGUCCUUGUCCCCACUCCGAUACACUCGCAUGCAACAGCCGCUGCUGUGUUAGAUAUUCUGGCGAUCGCUAUCAUUUUCAUCUUCGUCGUCUUCUACACUUCCACAAAUCGCAACCUGCAGCCUUGGAAAUGGACCCUAGCAGUUGUUGUUCUUUUACCCUUUACGAUCGCUAUGAUCAUGUCCAUCUACGUUCUUGGUUGGAUGUACAACAACCUACCGCUUAUCAAAACUCAAAGUUCUUCGGCACAUCUUGCAUCCAUGGUCGCUGCGGCUUUUGCCAUGUGGGUCUUUUCACUCAUAUCACUCGGAGUCUACUGUGGUCUCUUUUGGAGAUCAAGAUCGUCAUUGCCUGAUUCUGUUCUAUUUACUUCGGAUCCACUACGAAGCUGCAUUGAUAUUGGCGAGCACAAGACCCAAGCUUUGUCCUUGAACACACUGUCUCCUUACUCACCCAAUUUUGACCGACCAGUGUCAUCCUUCUCCGAUGUUUCCGAACAGUCAAUCAGCAUCAAGUCCAGCGUCCGAAAUUCAGUUCAACAGUUCCUCCGACAUGGCAAGGAGUCAAGAAGCGCAUCUAAAAAGUCCAAGGAGACUGUCCGUUCGGACUCGACGUCAGAGCGUAGACCUUCGGACGGAUUCGAGACUUGGAAUGUUUCGCCUGCCACGAACACUAACAUCAUGGAGCCAACGAGUGUUUUGGCAACUCUACGGGCGACGCAAGCCCAUCGUCUUGAAACUAUUCCUGGCAGCAGACCAGUAUCUCCCGCCUAUCCUCUUGAUGGGCCGUUCCCGGAUGCAUGCGAACAGGAUGAGGAGGCCGACGAAGUACCCGAAUCACCUGCAUUCCCUCCUUUUGCGCCAUCUUUGCACCGUCGCCCCUCGAAUCAACAAUUGAAUCAGGACCAGUCGCACAUUCAUCCUCUUUUCCGAAGCGACAGUCCUAUACCCUCUCCAACCACUUCUCCAGGCACCAUCAUCACCUCAUCACCGUUCGCCGGUCAAGUCGUCAGCCCAAGCGACGUCACAUUUGGCUCUCGUAGCCGUAAAGGCUCUGCCUUGAGUUCACGACCAACCAGCCCCAACCCCAGUAUCAUCCGCUCUGGUAGUGCUCUUAGUCUCAGUAGGCCUGCAAGUUCACGGAGCAUCAGAGGUCUCGCAGCACAACAACGACCUCGCGUGGUCAUGAGCCCCAGUCUAGGAGAUCUGAGGGCAGAGCGUGACAGGUUCAUCCAGAAACCAAGGCCAACGCUGCACAAGCGUGAACGAUCCGCAUAG
Aureobasidium subglaciale EXF-2481 is the source of this 1377-nucleotide messenger RNA. RefSeq lists its product as uncharacterized. The coding region runs from base 1 to 1377 and encodes 458 amino acids. The record is from RefSeq and is a predicted model, not a curated record. NCBI's taxonomy places the organism in Eukaryota, Fungi, Ascomycota, Dothideomycetes, Dothideales, Saccotheciaceae. The transcript has a single exon.